This is a messenger RNA of Trachymyrmex septentrionalis, 1842 nucleotides long. Its product is annotated as choline-phosphate cytidylyltransferase A-like. The coding region runs from base 292 to 1515 and encodes 407 amino acids. The transcript is spliced from 10 exons. The record is from RefSeq and is a predicted model, not a curated record. Gene Ontology annotation, biological process: CDP-choline pathway. NCBI's taxonomy places the organism in Eukaryota, Metazoa, Arthropoda, Insecta, Hymenoptera, Formicidae. Gene Ontology annotation, molecular function: phosphatidylcholine binding; choline-phosphate cytidylyltransferase activity.
UCGAUAAAUCUUCAUCUUGAGAAAUCGCGCGUCUCCGGUUUUCCCCGGAUUAUCGGAUUAACACACAAACGCGCGAUAAGCCUGUGACCGCGCGAGAUCGCAAAAAUCCCUCUCCCCUUUCCAGAAAAGGGUGCUUGGUACGGAAUUGCAAAAUCGCUUCGACACUCUCCCUGCCCCCUCCAUCUAAAACGACGUCCAGACGCCCGGCAAAUUUUGAAGACCGGAAGACGCGGCUGUCACGCACAACGUUAAAUCAAGGCUGCAUGGCAACACCGUUGAAAACGUAAGAAAAUGUCCAGGAAGCGCACCAGGGAGGAAACUAUGCUGACUACUGUGCCCCACCAGAAUAGCGUUAAUGGAGAAAGUGCGUCCUGCUCCAGGGAAAAUUCUCCGUUUCACGCUAACUGUAUUAAACAAACAAUGACUUGGGGAUCCAAGCAGAAUUGUAACGGAGGUAGCAGUACAAAUUUAAUGUUUCUAAAGGACUAUAAUGAUCAAAUUUCUGUUUGUCAGGAAAGAUUACCAUCAAUCUGUAAAGAAGCACCUUUUAGUGACGAUUCAGAUGCUAUCGUAGAGAGGAAUGCUUGCGAUUAUAAUACGCGAAUUACUUUAAAACAAGCAAGAAGUGGCAAAGUUCCUAGAAAAAUUAGAGUUUAUGCCGACGGUAUUUAUGAUCUCUUCCACCAAGGACAUGCACGGCAACUUUUACAGGCUAAAAAUAUUUUUCCAAAUGUUUAUCUUAUUGUUGGAGUAUGUAAUGAUGAAUUAACACAUAGCAAAAAAGGAAGAACUGUAAUGACGGAUUUGGAAAGGUAUGAUGCUGUUAAACAUUGUAGAUACGUAGAUGAGGUUGUUCGAGAUGCACCCUGGGAACUAGAUGAUGAAUUUAUAAAAAAGCAUAAGAUAGACUUUGUUGCUCAUGACGAUAUACCAUAUGUGACAGAUGAUUCAUCAGACGUUUAUGCUAAAUUAAAAGCUAAAGGUAUGUUUGUAGCCACACAGAGAACAGAAGGGGUUUCCACGUCGGAUAUAGUUGCGAGGAUAGUCAAGGAUUAUGACAUAUACGUUAGAAGAAAUCUCGCACGGGGGUACAGUGCAAAGGAACUUAAUGUGUCUUUUCUCAAUGAGAAAAAGUUUCGCCUACAAAACAAAUUUGAUGAUCUAAAAGAUAAAGGGAAACGAGUAAUGGAAAAUAUUGGUGAGAAACGAAUGGAUAUGAUAAGCAAAUGGGAAGAGAAAUCUCGGGAUUUUAUUGAUGCCUUCCUUCUACUCUUCGGCAGAGAAGGCAGAUUGUCAACAAUUUGGAAUGAAAGUAAAGGACGCUUAAUGCAAGCGUUAUCUCCACCAGCGAGUCCGAAAAGGGAUAGUAGUCCAAGUAGUAGUAAUAGCAGCCAUGAUGAAGAUCAAGCAAGUCCACCACCAAAGAAAACAGGACGUUUUGAGUUUUCACAAAAUAAUCACUAUUUAAGUGAUGAUUAUAGUGAUGAUGAAGAAGAACAUCUACACUCCAAAUGAUAACUAAUUAAAAAUGCAUAUUCUUUCUGACCAAAAUAAACGUGCAAUUUUUAUUUAUUACCUUGAAAGUUUUUAGAUGUAUUUUCAUACACAAACUGCUGAUGAUGAUAUGCUUAAUGGAUUUUGUAUGAUAUUAACUAACACUAUAUAUUAAACAAAAUUACCUGUUGUGAUGUGAGAGUUUAGUGUGUUUUUGCAGAUUUUAUUAAUUACAUAAAAAUGAUAAUGGAUGAUACAUGUAGAUUAUCUGAGCCAUGUAUUACUCAAAUUUUUUUUUUAGUGUUCUUGCUUUUGAGAUAUCAUUACACCGCUUAGUUCCUAUGUUAC